This is a messenger RNA of Dicrocoelium dendriticum, 1045 nucleotides long. The record is from the annotation of a GenBank genome assembly. NCBI's taxonomy places the organism in Eukaryota, Metazoa, Platyhelminthes, Trematoda, Plagiorchiida, Dicrocoeliidae.
AUCGGAAUGCAUGGAGUAUCGAUCGGGGUUGAUGGUUCAUCGUUUUGCUGACUGAGGACAAAUGUACCUGGCCCUCUUUCGUACGUGGCGUGGCGAAACCGGUUGAUUAGCGCUAGUCUAAAGUCAGAUAUCUAUGACUGAUCUAUACGAUUACUCAUCGGAUGAAGAAGUCACUGAGUUUCGACGUCGAAACGAAGCAGCUCGGAGGAUGAGGGAAAGAGCGCGAAAACAGCUGUUCGAUGAAACAUCUGGAAAUGAUGAAACAAACGACCGAGCAGUCAAAUUGGUCCAGGAGGCUUCGAGUCGUGUCACAGAAGAGUACAGCAACGCGAUGGCAAAAUCAAAGGAACAAGACAGGAAGAUUAUGGAUUACAUUGACCAACUUUUAGAUAAAGCCACACUAUCGUAUGGGACAAGUCGACGAAGAGGAACAGUGCCGUCAUUGGUGCCCCUGCAGAGGAACGGAUUUCGUCGGACGGUACAUUAUGCCCCAGUUGAACUGAACGGACAGGAAACAAAUGGAUUACGCAAUGACAAAAAGAUGUGGCAUGGAGAGAACCUGGAGGAUACUCGCUCAUCGGAUACGGCAAGGGAACGCGUACGUAGAAUCGAGGAACACUUGGACGGUAUACUGGAUUAUGAACUUCCUUCAGUGGCAAAUUUUCGAGCAAUGCGUCAAUCACUCAGGGAUAUAAACGACAAGAUGUCGACACAUAAAACGCUUUUGAACCGAGGAGGGAGCUAUGGAUUAGAGGAUGACAACAGAAAAGUCUCUGAGAGAAUCGACCAGAAGUACAGAGAGCUGGAAGAACGAAUGCCGGAACUCUUGACAGGUGAGCGAGAUCGAACAAGACAAAGAAGUGCUGCUUUCGAUCCAAGCUUAAUUCCGGGAUACGCGACCGGGUUGAGUAUAAUGGACUCUAACCAAACGGCAGAGCUACGUGGACGUAUUCGAACACUAUUGUGCAGAACAAGACGUACUGCGGAAUCGGCAGAUAGGCACACGAAAACGGCACGACAUCGAAGAGAAGCGGAAACCAACUGA